CUCUGGGUCCCUGAGACAUGGGUCCCACUCAGGAUCACACUUUGUGUCCCCAGCCCCUGAGGCCCUGGCACCUCCCUCUCUCCUCUUCCUUCCUGACAGACAAACCCCACAUCCAGAUUCUGGAGCCACUGGUGUCUGGCCGCCGAACACAGCUAGCUUGCAGCCUGCCAGGGGCCUGUGAAAGGGAACAGCAUUUCACCUUCUCCUGGGUGGGAGCCGCUGUGGGCUCGCUGAACCCCCAGACCCUCCGCUCCUCCUCCUCGGUGCUCACCUUCACCCCGAGGCCCUGGGACCAUGGCACCAGCCUCACCUGUCAGGUGAAACGGGAAUGGCCUCAGUUGACCACACAGAGAACCAUCCAGCUCAAUGUCUCCUAUGCCCCAGGGAACCUCACCAUAGGCCUCUCCUUCAGGAAUGACACAG
Myotis davidii is the source of this 423-nucleotide messenger RNA. RefSeq names its product sialic acid-binding Ig-like lectin 14. The record is from RefSeq and is a predicted model, not a curated record. Gene Ontology annotation, cellular component: plasma membrane. The transcript is spliced from 2 exons. NCBI's taxonomy places the organism in Eukaryota, Metazoa, Chordata, Mammalia, Chiroptera, Vespertilionidae. Gene Ontology annotation, biological process: cell adhesion. The annotation marks the transcript as partial. Gene Ontology annotation, molecular function: sialic acid binding.